AAAGCCAAAAAUCCAAAACAGACUCAAAAGCACCUCCCUACACCUAAAACGGAAAACAAAUUCCUCGUUCGCCCUCUCCGUACGUCCAUGGCGAAGGUCGCCGAACUCCUCCUCCUCCCCUUCGAGGAGGAAGUCUUCGAAACCGAAGGCGACGAAGAUGAAGAUGAAGACGAAGACGUAGAUAUUGAAGACUACAACCCCGAAACCUUCGACCUCCCCCCUUUCUUCUCCUUCGAUCUCCCCCUCUCCCCUCCUUCCCCUACCUUCGACCCCCCCGACCUCGUCCUCCCCGCCUUCUCCUCCCCAUCCUCCGCCCCCUCCGACCGCUCCCCCUCGCCCCGCGGCCGCGCCGAAACCUUAGACCCCGCCGACUUCCGCGUUCUUGAUGGGGCCGAGGACAUGGGCUCCGAUUACCUCGGCCUGGGCCCCGGGUUAGGGUUCGACGACGACCAAGAAAUCCGGGGCGGCGCAGAUUUUUUCAUCGAUCACCGCCGGAGAUCCAUCUCUGAGCAGCCUCAAGACGCUCCCUCCCGCGACGGGGAGGGUCUGCGAAUCGUCGGAUCCGGAUCCGAUUCGGACUCGGAGGACGAGCAGAUCGGGGCCGGCUGCUCGAAUUCCGAUGCCGACGGCCACCGAUCGGACGAUCUGCCACUUCCCCUUUGUUGGGACUGCCUGCGGAUCGAUGAGGACCGGCGGGAGGACCUGGAUGAGGAUUUCGAGUGGGAGGAGGUCGAUGGCCGCCUCGACGAGAGGGAGGUUCUUAGCAUGAUGGUAGGCGACGACGAGGAGCUAUCGGGAUCCACUCAAAGAGAGGAGGAGUUAUUGGACGCCGAGCUCGAUGAACAAGAGGCAAGGAACCUUAACUGGGAGGUUCUUUUGGCCGUCAACACCAUCAGCGAAAACCUGUCGAUGGAACUGGAAGACGCCGAGUCUUAUCUCGGGGAUGAGCACGACGACGUCAUCAACCCCUCGGAGUAUGAGAUCUUGUUCGGGCAAUUCACCGAACAGAACAGCUCCAUUAGGGGCAGCCCUCCGGCGGCCAAAUCGGUGGUCGAGAACCUUCCGUCUGUUCUCGUUACUGAAGAAGAUGUGGCCAAUGAUAGCACCUGUUGCGCGGUUUGCAAAGAUGAGAUUUCUCUGGGGGAAAUGGCGAAGCGGCUGCCCUGCUCGCACCACUACCAUGGGGGCUGCAUUGUGCCGUGGCUUGGGAUUCGGAACACCUGCCCUGUGUGCCGCUAUGAGCUGCCGACCGAUGAUCCUGAGUACGAAAAUUGGAAGGCUCGAGGGGCCACCGGUGCUGGAUCGGUCGAGUCAUCGUCGAGAGCCACGUAUGGUUUUGAAAUGUUACCUGAAGCUUAGGACUUGUGUGCAAAUCAACCUCUUCCCUUCCCUUCCUGAUGAUGAUGAUUGAGUGAACAUGGAGCUGCUUGUUUUCGAGCAAGAAAAGUUACAGCCAUGGAACAACGGUACUACCUCUCCUCUAUUUGAAAAUAACACUCUAAGAAUACAAAUUUUCUCUUAUUUAAUUUGUUAUCUUUUUAUAAUGAACUGGGGUCUAUCCUAGCCAUCAUACCCACACUCUUUAGCAAUCAAAGGUUUUGUGUUUGAGUCGUGGGUUAUUCAUCUUCAUAUAUUGGGGCCCAGGUAUUGAUGGUGCAGGUCUCUCUCUCUCUCUCUCUCUCUGGUAUUUCUGGUGCUUGUUAUCAUUUGCAUAAACAGGUUUCCAAUGCCUAUAAUGUUUUCUGUCCUGUGAGUGCAAUAAAUAUUGCUGCAUUAAAAUUUGUUUGGUGAAUGACAUACCCAAAAAUUAAAAUACAGGAACUGCCUUUGACUUUUAGUCAAAUACGCGAGAUAAUUGGCAGUGAUGCACAUCGUUUUGUUUUGACGAGGGGAUUCUUGCUUUAUGGGAACAGAUUCUUGUGUCUGCUACAGGCUUCCUGAUAUCCAGGAAAUGCAUUCUGCACCUGGUCUGCUGUAGGCAAGUUUCCACUUAGAGAGGACUCACUCUCAAAUGGUAUAUAAUUUUGGUGAUCCAGUAACAGUGAAUUAAUGAUCCAACCAGAGAGGUCUAAUCUUAAGUACAGGAAGAUGUCAGUGAUGUUACUGAUGUAUUGCUUAAAGUUGAAGUGAUUUUAAAGAUUCCAACUACUUU
Elaeis guineensis (African oil palm) is the source of this 2152-nucleotide messenger RNA. The record is from RefSeq and is a predicted model, not a curated record. Lineage: Eukaryota; Viridiplantae; Streptophyta; Magnoliopsida; Arecales; Arecaceae.